Messenger RNA from Rhinichthys klamathensis goyatoka, 2318 nucleotides. RefSeq names its product angel homolog 1 (Drosophila) (gene angel1). NCBI's taxonomy places the organism in Eukaryota, Metazoa, Chordata, Actinopteri, Cypriniformes, Leuciscidae. The record is from RefSeq and is a predicted model, not a curated record. The coding region runs from base 48 to 2063 and encodes 671 amino acids. The transcript is spliced from 11 exons. Gene Ontology annotation, molecular function: 3'-5'-RNA exonuclease activity.
UACGUUCAGCGUUAUGAAUAAAGUUUGUUCCCGUGCUCCUGUGAAUCAUGAUAGCGAGUGUGAUGUUUUACGCGCUCUAUCCGCUCUCGAGGUUCAUCGGCAGACUCUCAGAAUUGUGGUGCAAGGCACCGUCUGUGUAUGUUAAUGGGAAAGAGGUCUGGGAUGGUGGCGGCGCUGUUUCUGGACCGCAGCAGACGGGCCUGUCACUGCAGUGGCACAGCGCUGGAGACACCGACACCGGCCGCGAUCCAGACCACACGGAGACAGAGAGUCCUCAGGGAGCGCUGGAGAUUGCCUGCAUGGAAACUAGUGUGAACGAUGGACGCGCAGACGAUGAGAAAGCGGCUUUGGUGCUGGAGGAAGAAACUGAUGAUCGUGACCCUGUGAUGAACGAGUGUGUGUUUACCAGAACUGAGUGUGAGAGUCAGUCUGAACACAGCUGUGCUCAUGCAGUCGAGAUCGAUGCGGCACAUGAUGAUGACCGUGUGAUGGAUUCCUCCCUGUCUGACAUGUUCCUGGGCUCUGGCUCUGGAAGCGAGGCUCCUCUACACGCCGGCUGCCCAGUGUUUGAUCUGGCGGCUCUGCUUGCAGACUCUCAGACGGCAGCGGAGCCCUUCGGCUGGCACUUCCCCACCGGCCUCGGCCUGUCUCAGAUGUGUUACCGCCCGUACGUGCAGUUCCCUGCCGUCAGCUACUAUCCUGCCUUUCAAGACAGUGACAGUAUUGAAGUGACGUGGCGAGUGUGGGAGGACUUCAGCGAAUCCCGGACCGGCGCCUGUGUGGACGCGGCUGAUGCGUUUGACUUCAGCAUCAUGUCCUACAAUAUCCUGGCCCAGGAUCUGCUGGAAGCGAAUCCCGAUCUGUACACACACUGCCCGGAGGAGGUGUUAGCGUGGGACGCCCGGCUCCGGACCAUCCUGAAGGAGCUGCAGAUCUGGCAACCGGACGUUAUUUGUCUUCAAGAAGUUCAAGAAGAUCACUUUCAUAAGCAGAUGUGUCCUGUCCUGACUGAAAUGGGUUACACCUGCAUCUACAAACGCCGCACAGGAUCCAAAACGGACGGCUGUGCGGUGUGUUAUCGCAUCGAGCGCUUUACCCAGCUCUCCGUGAAGCUGCUGGAGUUUCGGCGACCCGAGUGCGAGCUGCUGGAUCGGGACAACGUGGGCAUCGUGCUUCUCCUCCAGCCGCUGUCAGCGCAGAGCGCCGCGCUCAGCCCCGUGUGUGUGGCCAACACACACCUGCUGUUCAACCCCAGGAGAGGAGACGUGAAGCUCGCGCAGAUGGCCAUCGUGUUCGCGGAGAUCGACGUCAUGAUCCAGAAAUGCAGGAGUGCAGGACGGCGCUGUGAGGUGGUCUUAUGUGGGGACUUUAACGCUUUACCCAACAGCCCUCUGUGGAGGUUCAUCAGCAGCGGACAGCUCUACUACCACGGGUUACCAACCUGGAUGGUUUCAGGACAGACGGAUCUGUCACAUAAAGUCCAUCACGCAAGGCUUUUCGCCCCCUUGUGGCCCAGCAGCCUCGGCGUCAGUGACCGCUGUCAGUACAAGUCUGAAUCGCAGACCGCAGCUUCAGGUAUUUUCCCAGUGUAUAAUCGCCAGUACAGCCAUGAGUCGAUGCUUCAGCUGCGUUACUGUCCGGCGGCGUGUGUGCGGCCCGCGGACCUGGAGCUCAUACCAGGAGUCACCGACAAAACACCAGACCCAGAAGACAUGGACAUGUUCAGUAGAAGGUUCGGGCACACCUUGCAUCACUCGCUGAGCCUGGCGUCAGCUUACAGUGAGGUGCGUCCCGACACUCAGACGCCUGCGGUCUCCACACUGAACUCAGACGGGGCGGCCAUGGUCGACUACAUCUUCUACUCCACCCAGAGGAGCGGGUCUGCUGGAGAGGAAGAGAGCGCUGGCGGUUUGCAGAUGUUGGGUCGUCUGUCUCUGCUGUCGGAGGCUGAUCUCUGGUCUCUGAAGGGUCUUCCCAACCAAACCUUCCCCUCCGAUCACCUCAGUCUGCUGGUCAAGCUCCAGCUCCGCUCACUGUCCCACUCUGAUAGUCGUCUAGUGUAAGGACUGUUUGUCUUUAUCGCUUUAAUUGGAUUGUAAAUGGAAAAAAAUACAUUUUUGGUCAGAUGAAUAUUUUGUUUUCUAUUCAGUAACAGAACGUGUGAAUAUUCUCCAGCAUGGCAUUUGAUGAUGCACCAUUUACGGUUCCAGUAGUUUAAAUCAAAAUGCACUUGCAUUUAUGAUGCACUUUUUGUAUUUAUUUUGUUUUGGUUUUGAAUUUCUAUUUUGAACAGACCUAAAUAAAUAACUGCAUGUGCU